Tetrahymena thermophila SB210 is the source of this 1170-nucleotide messenger RNA. RefSeq names its product kinase domain protein. Gene Ontology annotation, cellular component: nucleus; perinuclear region of cytoplasm; cytosol. The record is from RefSeq and is a predicted model, not a curated record. Gene Ontology annotation, biological process: nucleocytoplasmic transport; activation of GTPase activity. The transcript is spliced from 14 exons. Gene Ontology annotation, molecular function: GTPase activator activity; small GTPase binding. NCBI's taxonomy places the organism in Eukaryota, Ciliophora, Oligohymenophorea, Hymenostomatida, Tetrahymenidae.
AUGAUAUAGAAAAUAACAUACUUUGAGAAUCUUGAGAAUUUUUUAAGCUCUUCUCUAUCGUCUCAUAUUGAUCUAAAUAUUUGCUUUAGAUAAAAUAAAAUAGGUACUAAAGGUCUACCAGUUCUAUGUUAAUCAUUAUCAAGUUGCAACAACCUCUAAUCCUUAACACUCAAUCUCAUCUAAAAUAAAAUUGGACCAUAAGAAGCAAAUAUUUUAGGUUCUGCUUUUGUAAAAUGUACCAAUCUAUCAACUUUGAAUUUAGUCCUUUAGUAAAAUUAAAUUGGAUCACAAGGUAUGUCAAUAUUAGGGCCUUUUUUAGAAAAAUGUAAAAAUCUCUCCACUUUAACUCUUGACCUUUAAUAAAAUAAAAUCGGAUCAUAAGGCACAUCUAGCUUAGGCAUGGCUUUAGCACAAUGCCCUAAUAUCAAAUGUCUGACACUUGACCUUUUUAACAAUUAAAUAGGUGACAAUGGAGCAUAAAGCUUAGGAAUUGCUUUACAAAAUAAUAUUAAUUUAUAAAUAUUGUUGUUAGAAGUCAGGUAAAAUUAAAUAGGUAAAUAGGGCUCACUAAGUCUAGGAUAGGCUUUAGCAUAAUUGACUAAUCUGUUAACACUGACACUUGAUUUUUCAUAGAAUUAAAUUGGACCAGAGGGAGCAUAAGCAAUAGGUAAGGGCUUAGCAAAAUGUACUAAAUUAUAAGCCCUUAUACUAAAUUUAAUGUAAAAUUAAAUCGGAUCAUAAGGUGCAUUAGAUUUAGGUAUUGGUAUUGCUAGCUGCAUAAAUCUCUCUAUUUUCAAAUUGGAUCUUUUCAAUAAUUAAAUUGGUGAAUAGGGUUCAAUGUAAAUAUCAUCUGCUUUAGAAAAUUUAACUAAAUUAUAAUCUUUGACUCUAGAUUUUGCUUAAAAUUAAAUCGGAUCCCAAUGUGUAUACGCUUUAACCUCUGCUUUUGCUAAAUGCUCUAGCAUCUCAAAUCUAUCACUUAACCUUUACAUCAAUAACAUUGAAUCAUAGAGUGCCUUGUCUUUAUGCUCUACUAUAGCAAGAAUUACUAAGCUUUCAACUCUGACUCUCUACCUAAGGAAAAAUUAGAUUAAUCAGUAAAUAAAACUCUGUUUAAGGAAUAAGCUUCUCAAAAUAAAGAGAUUAGUUUUUUAAUUUAUUGUUACAUGA